AUGCGCUGGCUCGACGUCGACCCGGACACGCGCCGCGUCGACUCGGCGGAGGUGCCGCGCAGCCAAGCUCUCCCCAUGUCUCCCCAUAUCUCCCCAUAUCUCCCCAUAUCUCCCCAUAUCUCCCCAUAUCUCCCCAUAUCUCGGCGGAGGUGCCGCGCAGCCAAGCUCUCCCCAUGUCUCCCCACAUCUCCCCAUAUCUCCCCAUAUCUCCCCAUAUCUCCCCAUAUCUCCCCAUAUUCGGCGGAGGUGCCGCGCAGCCAAGCUCUCCCCAUAUCUCCCCACAUCUCCCCACAUCUCCCCAUAUCUCCCCAUAUCUCCCCAUAUCUCCCCAUAUCUCCCCAUAUCUCCCCAUAUUCGGCGGAGGUGCCGCGCAGCCAAGCUCUCCCCAUAUCUCCCCAUAUCUCCCCAUAUCUCCCCAUAUCUCCCCAUAUCUCCCCAUAUCUCCCCAUAUCUCCCCAUAUCUCCCCAUAUCUCGGCGGAGGUGCCGCGCAGCCGAGCUCCGGCAGACCGGCAUGA
Emiliania huxleyi CCMP1516 is the source of this 516-nucleotide messenger RNA. RefSeq lists its product as hypothetical. The record is from RefSeq and is a predicted model, not a curated record. NCBI's taxonomy places the organism in Eukaryota, Haptophyta, Isochrysidales, Noelaerhabdaceae. The coding region runs from base 1 to 516 and encodes 171 amino acids. The transcript has a single exon.